This is a messenger RNA of Copidosoma floridanum, 475 nucleotides long. RefSeq lists its product as uncharacterized. NCBI's taxonomy places the organism in Eukaryota, Metazoa, Arthropoda, Insecta, Hymenoptera, Encyrtidae. Gene Ontology annotation, molecular function: odorant binding. The record is from RefSeq and is a predicted model, not a curated record.
CGAGAAGUUCAUUAUCAUGAAGACUCAAGCGUUCAUCUAUUGCAUGAUUAUUUUAUCAUAUUACUGCUGCCAUGCUCAAAACUAUUUCGAACAAUGCCUUUUAGAAAGUGGUAUAGCAAAAGAUAAAUCUGAAGUAAAUAUGAAUGACCCUAAACUCAAAUGUUUUGAUACCUGUCUGUUUAAAAAGAAAGGAAUACUCAAAAAUGGAAAAAUCGAUGUAAAUUCUCAGUUUAACAUUUUGAAAAAGGAAUUCAGUGGAAGCUUGUCAACUUUGAAAGAUUACGUAGAUUUGUGCGCUGCUGCAGCGAAUAAAAAAAUAGAUGACUGUGACGUUGUGAAUAGAAUGAAAAAGUGUAUUUCAGAAAAAAUAACCCUCAAACAAUAGAAGUAUACCUCACAUUUUUGUAAACCUUACUGUUAGUUUAACAUUUAAAAUAUAUAAUUUAGUUUUUCUUCUCAGACUUUAAUUAUGUUU